GCCUUGUCAUUGCUCCUAGACACAGAGAAAACCUUUCUUUCCUCACUCUCCGAACCGAGCCUCUCACACCCAAAAGUUACAGGAUGGGCAUAAACCCUCUGACCUAGGUUUUAAAAUGUAACAGAUCCUGUCGCUCACUGAGAUAUUCCACAUUAAGGUUCCUUCCUCAAAUCCUUUACUUCGUGUAUACUUCCUGAACCUUGAUCAACACUGUCAGUAGGCAUAUUUUUUUAAAUUAUAAUUUUUUUUUUUGUAAUAUCAUGGGCAGAGUCCAAGUGCCUGGCUUACAUCACUCCUUGUUGUUCAGCUGUCAGUGUUGGUCUUUAAGCAUCCAUGAUUAACACCUGCCAAUUUGUUAUCUAAUGUGACACCAUGCCACGGCUCUUAGCAAAUAGCUCAGCGGAUUGUAUCAUACUUUGCUACCAUCCAUUCGUUUAGCCUUAGUCUGCACUCUUGCUAGUGUGAUCUUGAUCCUUGAUUUAGUAUUUUUUCACCUACGUUAGCACCUUUAGACAAGUUCCUCACUGACUAGUCUCUACUCUUCUACUGCUCCCAUCAUUCCCUUUCUAACUCUUUAUACACUGUCAUGUGGUCCACCUUCGUCGUGCAGGACGAGGAGGCCAGGUCCACAGCCAUAUCUGGUAGAGGUACUGAAGCACUAUCAGGAAUGAUAGCUGUGCGAACCGGAGGUGGAGGCAAGAGGCGGACAAGAGCACCCACAGCUUCCCUAAGUGAGCAUCAGGGAGGCAAGAUCAAGCUAGCGCUCUUUGUGGCUGCAGUGGGCAUCACGCUGACUGUUCUUGGGGUGGGCACAGAGUUCUGGGUGGAGCUGGCCUCAUCAAAAAACUUUUAUAACAAUGAGACAUGCCUGUCUGCACACUAUGGCUUGUGGAAGAGCUGUAUGAAAAGGCUCUGGGUCGCGGAUGUCGACCCUGAGAGGGAAACCUGUGGGCCUAUCGACCUACCUGGAGAAUCAAACUGCACCUAUUUCAAGAUAUAUACAACUGGAGAAAACACAGUCCUGUUUCACAAAAUGCCAGCAAAGAAUUUGACUGUAAUCUCUGCCAUGUUGGCUAUCUUAAGUCUUUUUCUGAUGGGGACGGGAGCUGUUUGCAUUGUCAUGGCAUUAAGCAAAGGCGAGCAGUUCUUCCUGAAGCCAGCGUCCGUCUGUUUCACAUUAUCAGGUCUCCUGGUUUUCCUGUCUCUCAUUGUUUUUCGUCAGUCAGUCCUUUCAUUUUUGGAAAGUGACCACACCAUACCAUUGCACCAUGAACUGUCAUGGUCAGUAGCAUGUAUGGGAUGUGCUGGCAUCUUAUUAAUCAUUGCAGGGGUUUUAUUCCUGUUUCUUGCACUACCAUACAGCAUUUGGGAAAAAUGUCUGCCUAAGAGGGAACACUGACAACUUGUGACAUGGGCCCUUUGUAAUUUUUGGUACUGAUCAAAUUCUUUUCACUGCAGUGGCUCAAUCUUAAAUAAGUUAAAUAAGCUGCCUGGGAAACAAAGUUAAAAAAAAUCCCAUUGUGUAUUGGUUUGUUUUUGUCAGAUAUUAGUGUACAUUUAUGAGAUUGUGAGAUAUUAAUACAGUAUAUACUGAUCUCGAUUACACUGAUUGUAUUCUAGUGUGACUCUUGUUUUUGGCAAUGUACCAGUGAAGUGUAUUAAGAUUGAAUAAGGGUUAAAAGGAUCAUUUGUUUUUCACAGCUUAUGAUUUGUGAUCACUGUACAUGGGCGAAAUGAGGCAUAAAAUGAUAGCAUUGUGUAAUUUUGAUAUUUAUUCAUGACCUUGUGAUAAAAUGUAUAAAGCAGAUGGGUUUUAAUGAAUAUAUUAAGAGUGGACAUGAAACUGCAACAUCCACUCUAACUGACAGCACUUACAGCACAUAUAUCUGUUGAGUUUUCUUAAAAAUAAAAUCCUAUGAUCAUGCUGUAUUUUUAAAUCUUUUUCUAAGUAAAUAUGCUAGUUUUGUGCUCACAUAUGUGUCAUUUGAUUUCUUGCUAGUUUGGGUGAAUGCAAACUAUUUUGUAUAAUGUGUUGCUCUGACUGGUCACACAGUGGGAUCAUCCAUAAAAACAAAAACAUCAAACAA
Silurus meridionalis is the source of this 2087-nucleotide messenger RNA. It is a transcript of the gene cacng6a, whose product is annotated as calcium channel, voltage-dependent, gamma subunit 6a. Gene Ontology annotation, molecular function: voltage-gated calcium channel activity; calcium channel regulator activity. The record is from RefSeq and is a predicted model, not a curated record. Gene Ontology annotation, biological process: calcium ion transmembrane transport; regulation of calcium ion transmembrane transport via high voltage-gated calcium channel. NCBI's taxonomy places the organism in Eukaryota, Metazoa, Chordata, Actinopteri, Siluriformes, Siluridae. The coding region runs from base 587 to 1399 and encodes 270 amino acids. The transcript has 6 exons. Gene Ontology annotation, cellular component: membrane; L-type voltage-gated calcium channel complex.